UGGAGCGGGUGGGGAGUAGGAAGUUGGCCUGGCCUGGGUCCCUGGGGAGCAGGCGGCGCUGGGUGAGCGGAAGGAAGAUCCGGAGCUGGUGCGGCCGCGGGCCCGAAAACGCCCCCUCUUAAAGCAUCUUCUGGUGGCACUAUCAGAAAUGUCUUCCUUAAGUGGGAAAGUGCAAACGGUUUUAGGCCUUGUGGAGCCAAACACACUAGGUCGCACCUUGACCCAUGAGCAUUUGACAAUGACCUUUGACUGCUUUUACUGUCCACCUCCUCUUUGCUAUGAAGCUAUCUCUAAGGAGCCUAUCGUGAUGAAAAACUUAUUUUGGAUUCAGAAAAACCCCUAUUCUCAUAAAGAGAACCUUCAGUUGAAUCAGGAGACAGAAGCCAUAAGAGAAGAAUUGUUGUAUUUCAAAGCUAAGGGAGGAGGGGCCUUGGUGGAGAACACCACCAGUGGACUUAGCAGGGAUGUCCGGACACUGAAGUGGCUGGCAGAGCAGACAGGAGUCCACAUCAUAGCCGGAGCUGGCUUUUAUGUGGAUGCAACUCACUCUGCAGAGACCAGGGCCAUGUCCACAGAACAGCUCACAGAUGUCAUUGUUAAUGAAGUUCUCCAUGGAGCAGAUGGAACCAGUAUCAAGUGUGGCAUUAUUGGAGAAAUUGGCUGUUCCUGGCCUUUGACUGAGAAUGAGAAAAAGGUGCUUCAAGCCACAGCUCAAGCCCAGGCUCAGCUUGGCUGUCCCGUUACUAUCCAUCCUGGACGGAGCCCAGCCUCACCUUUUCAAAUUAUACGCAUAUUGCAAGAAGCAGGUGCAGACAUUUCUAAAACAGUUAUGUCCCAUCUUGAUCGGUCUAUAUUUAAUAAGAAGGAGUUGCUGGAAUUUGCUCAACUUGGCUGCUACUUGGAGUAUGAUCUCUUUGGUACUGAACUUCUUAACUACCAGCUCAACAUGGAUAUUGAUAUGCCUGAUGAUAACAAAAGAAUUAGAAGGGUGCGUUUCCUGGUGGAUGAAGGAUAUGAAGAUCGAAUUCUGAUAGCACACGACAUACACACAAAGCAUCGAUUGAUGAAGUAUGGAGGUCACGGCUAUUCUCACAUACUCACCAACAUUGUUCCUAAAAUGUUACUUAGAGGUAUAACUGAGAGUGUACUUGACAAGAUACUGAUAGAAAACCCUAAGCGAUGGCUGACUUUUAAAUAGCAUGGUUGUGUAUGAAUUUAUAUGUGGAGUAUCAAAUUUGCAGAGAAUACUCAGUGAUUUCAAAUCCACUGUGACACAUUAACCAGAGCUACUUGGACUAAUGAGUGAUUACUUCCUUCCUGUGAGAAAGAGAGGAGUUUGCCAUAUCUGAAACUGACAUUUGCCUUAACAAAAUAAAUCCAGAAGUGUGUAUUUCAGAACAAGGCCGGCAAGUCUAUAUCCCGUAAGAGCAGUGGGGGGUGUGUGGCUGGGGAUGACACUCCUUUGUUCUCUGACUCUGAGAUGCAACACUUAAGAAAAUGGAAAGGGUUUCUAGUUAAGUUGCCCCCUUCUGGAGCAACCUAAUGUUUCUUGUAAUAUUGAUGAUCCUACUAAUUAUCCUGCUGUUCUGUAACUAAUGCUUAAUGAAUAAUAUGGCUCUUUGAAACAGCUUUUCAACAAUGGAAGUUAAAUUUUGAGGGGUGUCUUCAAAGAAUACUGUAAUAAACUCACCAAUUCACAAGAACAAAAAUGACUUGGGAAAUUAAUUAUCUGUUUUCUACCUAUAUCUGUGUACUUAUAAUGAGUCAGCUUUGAUGCCUAUGACCAUUUGGUAUCCAUUUUUGCUGUCAACUUUUUGUUGCAAAUUCUACAUAAGAACAUAUAACAAUACUUAAUUAUAAAAAUUCAAUCACAAAAGUCAAAAUAUAUUACAUAAUAUAGUUUAAUGAAUCAUUACAUUUAUAAUAACAAAGGCCACAGUUUAAUUAAUUCAUAAUAUGUAAUGCAAAAAAUGAGAAAAGUUUGCCUUGUAUGUUUUCCCUUUAUUUCAUUUACCAUUUGUUUGUUUUUCCUGGGGUCUAAAGAGAAGGUUAGAUCUUUUUGGAAAUGAUAGUCAGAUUCUAAAGACUGUUCUUUAAAAUAUAUCCAGCCAUGAUAUUUUGUACAAAUAAAGCCUUUUAAAAACUCAUGGUUAAAA
Molecule: messenger RNA, 2156 nt
Organism: Jaculus jaculus (lesser Egyptian jerboa)
Lineage: Eukaryota; Metazoa; Chordata; Mammalia; Rodentia; Dipodidae
Gene: Pter
Product: phosphotriesterase related
Exons: 5
Coding region: 149-1198 (349 amino acids)
Biological process (GO): catabolic process
Molecular function (GO): zinc ion binding; hydrolase activity, acting on ester bonds
Source: RefSeq, a predicted model, not a curated record